Molecule: messenger RNA, 1073 nt
Organism: Bombyx mandarina (wild silkworm)
Lineage: Eukaryota; Metazoa; Arthropoda; Insecta; Lepidoptera; Bombycidae
Product: ubiquinone biosynthesis O-methyltransferase, mitochondrial
Biological process (GO): ubiquinone biosynthetic process
Cellular component (GO): mitochondrion
Molecular function (GO): polyprenyldihydroxybenzoate methyltransferase activity; 3-demethylubiquinol 3-O-methyltransferase activity
Source: RefSeq, a predicted model, not a curated record
CUACUGAAAAACAUAAUAGUAAUAAUAAUUUACUAUUUACGACAGCUACAAACAACAUAAUUUUAUAAUUUUAACAAUUUAAAAACAAUGAAAUAGUUUGUUAGUGAAAUAAUAUAUGUUCAUUCAUGCUAUGGCAAAUAGAGUGACAGUAGUAAAAAAGUAUAUUUCAAAAUAAUGUUUGCGAAAAUGAGUACCAAAGCGCUAAACACUUGGCGACUUGCGUGCUACCCUGCAUCUCCAGUUAUUAACCGAAUAAUCACAUAUCCAAAAUGGAGAUACUAUGCAACAGCCAAUUUAUACAGUAAAGAUGAGAAUCAUGGGCGUACUACACUUGAUUCCUCCGAGAUCAAAAUGUUUUCAAAACAAAUGAGUGAAUGGUGGGAUGUCAAUGGCUAUCUAAAAUCAUUACAUGCUAUGAAUAAAGUGAGAAUACCAUUGAUUAGAGAUGGUCUCAUACAAACAUCGGAAAGAACCUUAACACCUUUGCAAGAUAAAAAAAUUCUCGAUGUUGGUUGUGGGGGAGGCAUCUUGGCAGAGGGCUUAGCUAGACUCGGAGCGAAUGUGACAGGAAUAGAUGCAAGUGAAGAUCUCAUAAACUUAGCCAGAGAACACAGUGAAACUAAUCCAAAAAUAAGUAACAAUAAACCAACAUAUUAUCACUGUACUAUUGAGAAUCACAUUAAAACACAUAAUGAACAUUAUGACGCUGUAGUUGCAUCAGAGGUAAUUGAACACAUAACCGAUAAGCAGUUAUUUGUGAAUUCGUGCGUUGCAGCAACGAAACCCGGAGGUAGAUUAUUCUUCACGACGCCAAACAAAACCAGGAUAUCGCAGUUCCUAACUAUAUUUGUUGUCGAAAAUAUUAUAAAAAUCGUAAAAAAAGGAACGCAUCAGUACGAUAAGUUCAUUACACCUAAUGAAUUAACUUUCCUGUUAGAGAGAAAUAACUGCCUAGUGGAAUCGAUAUACGGCUUGUUCUACAAUCCGUUAAACAACAGUUGGCAUUUUACAAACUCACAACUUCUACUAUACGCUCUACAGGCCGUCAAACUGAAGUCAUUGUAGUUUUAGAU